Paramecium sonneborni is the source of this 1177-nucleotide messenger RNA. The record is from the annotation of a GenBank genome assembly. Lineage: Eukaryota; Ciliophora; Oligohymenophorea; Peniculida; Parameciidae.
AUGAAAUAUCUGAUAAUCUCAACACUGAUAUUAUUAUCUUAUUAAUGGUGGGAUGUGGGUCAUAUGAUGACUGCUUAAAUAGCCAAAAAUCAUCUAAGAGAUAAUAGACCUGAUGUUUUGGCAUGGGCAGAUUCAUUAGUAUAAGACUUUAAUCCCUUAACAGAUGGUAGAUCUAAUACAUUUGCUGAGGCUGCCGUUUGGCUUGAUGAUAUAAAAGAAACAGGUACCAAUUAUUUAAAUGAUUGGCAUUACACUGAUCGACCCAUGAAUCCAGAUGGACUCUAAAUAAAAAUAGAAGAUUAAGGUAGGAACAUUAAUUCAAUAUAUGCUAUUAAUUCAGCUACUUCUGUAUUAACCAAUACAAAAACUGUUAAAUACAGACAUACUGCUUUCAAAGCAUAAAUGAUUAGAGUAUUAUUACAUGUUAUUGGUGAUCUACAUUAACCACUACAUGAUACUACUUUUUGGAAUGUUACAUAUCCAAAUGGAGAUAAUGGAGGAAAUUUAAUGAAAAUAUAAGUAAAUUCAUUAUCUUUAUUAUUUAAAGAUAGAAAAUGGAACUUUUGUUAAUUUACAUUCAUUUUGGGAUGCUGGUGCAUUUGCAUUUACUUCGAAUUCUACUUUUCUAUCACGUCCAUUAUCUUAAAAAGAUUAAGAUUAUCUUGAUAAUUGGUCUAAAGACUUAAUCAGAUAAUACCCCUAUUCUAAUUAUUUAAAUUAUGAUAUGACGUAUCUAUUUAUUCAUUUAAUUAAAUAGUAAUCCUACUGUUUGGACUUAUGUUGGCUAUAGAUAAGCUUAAUAAUUUCUUUAUCCUAUGAUUUAAACAUCUAACUUAUAUAGCAAAGACUAUGUUUAAUAAGCCAAGUCAUUCUGUGAAAAUAAUCUUGCUAUUGGAGGUUAUAGAUUAGCAAACAAAUUAAUUGAAAUCUUUGACAUUAUACUCUUGAAUGAAUCCAAAAUUAAAUUAGAUCACUGAUUAUCAUUUUUAUUUAUCUCAAACUCUUUUAUUUUAUUAUACUUUAUAUUUUAUUAUUCAUUUAUAAAAUAAUUUAUAUAAAUCACAUCUUGUUAAUCAAUAUUUGAUAUUAUUAACAGACUUUUGAUGAUCUAAAUUACUUCUUAUUUCAAGCUUCANAUAAUAUAUAAUUAGAUAAGCAAAUCUUACAUAGCGUAAAU